Molecule: messenger RNA, 2600 nt
Organism: Mizuhopecten yessoensis (Yesso scallop)
Lineage: Eukaryota; Metazoa; Mollusca; Bivalvia; Pectinida; Pectinidae
Exons: 6
Coding region: 602-1309 (235 amino acids)
Source: RefSeq, a predicted model, not a curated record
AUACAUCCCUGAGGCAGGUAGGCGAUAGCUUAUUUGUACCAUUACACACCCAUAUUUCAUUUCUUCAAUGGCAACAGAUAAAUUAACGAAACGUUUAUGCUAUGAAAAAGAAAAACAAAAUACAUUUUGAACAGUCAGUCAAUAGAAAAGAAGGUAAUAAGAAAAGAUCAUGCAUGAUUUUGAAGACGCCAGUGUAUCAAUUGAGUAGUAAAAUGUGAUGCACCGUCAGCUGUAACUGUGGAUACGCUUGAACGGAUUCCCUUAAAUCGACAAUUAAGUAUACAUAAAUAAAAUGUAAGCGUCUCUUUUUAAUUUCUGCCACGUCAAAUGUAUUACCUUAUAGGCUAAAAUAUGUCAUGACUCGUUUAUUUCUGAAAUGAUAUGGGAACCAUGAAUAAAGUGUUUUUGAAAUGAAGGCAGAGAUUUAAGUCAGAAUGUCGUUAACGAAGAAAGAACACAAUGCUGUAUCUACCUAUACCUGGGUGGAGAUGGUAUGACAUAUGGAAAAUCCACAAAUCUAUAUAUAAAUAGCAUAGUAAGGCGUGAUUUGUGUGGAGCCUGCUAUUCAUACUACAACCACUGAAGGAGGUGGACAGCGAAGAUGGCUGACACCGGACCAGUGAGAGAGAGAAUGCAUUUUGAAGAGAAGGCCAACAGGAACAACCAAUGUACCGGAUCCUGUACACAAGGCAUCAACAAACUAUUGCUGGUACUGGUAGUCUGUUUAGCAGUCGUUACACUUAUUGUAAUUGCGAUUCUGAUAUGGAGGGAAAACAAAGAUGAUAGACGCAUCUCUAGAAAUAACCUGAACAAAUUCUACCCCGGGUAUUUCCGAACAAAAGCAGAACAAUUGGAAUUCGCGAACAAAUCAGUCAUCUAUGUCCCAGUCAAGGAAACCUUCACAAGCCCCCUGAGUUGCGGUUUGGAAUGUCUCCCGAAUGUUAUCAUAUAUAACAGUACCACAACACCGGGACCAGUAAAUAGGGGGCGCAGAUCGGCACCGGAUAUCACAUACAACGGCUGCUGCCAGUCGAACACCUUCUUCAUCAGUCCAGUUUUCAAGAUAAAUUUGUUUGGCGUAUCGCGCGAGUUUGUCUCACUACAGAACGCACGACAGUUUUUCCAGACCGGAAGUUGCCAAUUUGCAAUCGGCUGUACGGGUUGUACUUGUAUGAUGUCACAGGAGAUUGACACCGCAGUUGUGUAUAAACCAGGUGAGAAUGGUGACACAGCUGAUGACAUAGACGAUACAGAAAUUGACACGUUCUACUUUGAGAAAUGUUGUAAAUGUAUCAAUGUUGGGACAUAGAUCUAAUCAGAUAUUGAGGAAUCCGGCCCAGUGUGUGAGGUUCCAUCCCGAAAGGAAAUAAUUUAUCAACGUUACUUCGAUCAGCACAUCCGCGAUUAUUAAGUUGGAAUAUAUGAGGGGUGCGAGAAAAUUUAGGCAAAUCUUAACAAAUGCCGCUUCGUUCGGAGUAAACGCCAACCCCUUCGCAGAACCUGGUUUUGCUCCCUUUUUCUAUCCUUUUUCAAAUAGUUCGUGAUGAUCGUCUGAAUCGGCUUGACAACGUUAUCAAUUAUCAACUAUAUUCGUCUCGUUGAUUGUUUUCAGUCUGCAUAUCUAACUUAAAUGAUACACAAUCUUCGCAAGAUUUGGCAAUACAUAUUGCAAAUCACUUUGUUCCCAAAAUAAUGGAGACACGAUAUAUAAAUUAAUCGCACCCCUUAUCAUCAGUACAUUAAUUGUCCUCGCAUGAUUUGAUUAUAUAUACACAUUGCAAACCAGUUUGUUCACACAAUUAAUUCGUACCCGUUACCACAUCCUCGAUACUUCAGGGGUUGUGGUCACUUUUCGCUCUGUGCCUAGUGUACAUGAAAAGGUCAGAUUUGUCUUCUCGUCUCAUAUAUAAGGUGGUACACACCGAGCUUUCAAUUUUGCUUUGAAAUAUCAGUGUGCAGAGAGCGUAACGAGUAUCUAGGAUGCCGUUACCAUAACAAAAAUGUUUUCGCAAGAUUUGACUAUAUAUAUAUAUGCAUAAUUAGAAUGCAGAAUCAGGAAAUACCCUUAGACUGAUAUUCGCUCAUCUUACCAUAAUAUUAUAAUGGUAAAAUGUAAGAGAUAUCCAACUGGACAAUUACGAAAAUCAAAGUAAAAUAAUUUUGUGACCCAGUUUUUUUCUCUCUCGUGCUUAAACUUUGAUUUCCGAUUUCAUCCUAGUGGUACGCCUAGUAAGUCAGUGAAGCUGAAAGUUGAUGUGUAAUAAAAACAAGCGAAAGAUACAUUUUUUUUAUUUCAUAACUUUGUUUAUUUCAAAUAAAUCCACUACAGUAAUAAUGGCAUUACUAUAUACAGAGAAACAGGCUGUAGUGCCGCACGACUCCCCGUAACUAAUUUGUCUACAUGCAUAAACGUUUGAAUUCGACACAUCCCAUUCCUGACGGACUGUAGACAAAAAUAACGAUGUCGAUCUCGUCAUAAACGGGUGUAGUUACACAGAGCAGUUACAACCAGUACUGUGAUACUAUUACCACCGGUCUUAGUACCAAACAUCGAAGUAGUAUAGCGACGACUGUGAUAUGAUAGCGUUUUCAACCUAUCC